AUGGCUUGCGAAAUAGCCGUUGAAGACGUGGGACAAAAUUUCGCCGAUCUAAACGAGAAAAGAAAUUUGGUUACAGACAGACUGCAACGCAGAGAUGAAGAACGUCUUCAGGAUCUCCAAAAAAAGAAGGAAGACAAGGAAAAGAUAACGUCUGACACAGAAAACACUGUGUUUUUCAACGAAAAUUUCAACGCCGCGAAAGCCAAAAUAGAAGCUGAUCUAAUGAGAAGUGAUGAUAUCACCGGUAAAUCAGAAUUGACUGAUCACUUUGAUGCCCUAGUGGUUGCAGUUCAAUCCUUGCAGAAGUUUGUGUCUGACUCCACAUUAUUUUUACCAAAGUAUGAAAUCAGAUCAUCGCAAGAUGUUGUUAACCGGCUGACAGACGCGAUCAACGAGAAACGUGACGAAAAAAUCCCAAAGAAAAAAUUCGCUUUCAAAUCCAAGAAAAAAUCAGAAAAAAUUGAGAAGAAGGGCACCCAGAAUGGCGAUGCUGUUGAUUCCGCUACCACAAGUAAAGUUAGUGUACAGGCAAAUGACUGUGGCUUUAUGGACCUCAGUGGUCAAUCGUUGUCUCUUGGAGAAAAGUCAAUAAAUCAGAAGGAUGUUGCCAUCAUGAGACUGACAGAUUGUGUCGUCAAACUACAUGGCUCACCAAGUGCUAUCCACAUUGAUAAACUUACUAACUGUAAGGUUUUCAGUGGCCCUGUAUCGGCAUCCAUCUUCAUUGAUAAUUGCACCAACUGCACAUUUGUGUUGCCAUGUCAACAGCUCCGUAUCCACUCCACCACUGAUACUAGCUUCUACAUACAUGUUACUAGCAAAGCCAUCAUUGAAGAUUGUUCCAGGGUCGUUUUUGCUCCUUAUAAUUGGUACUAUAAUGGCAUUGACGAGCAUUACAGAAUGUCUGGUUUAGAUAAGAGCAUCAAUAAUUGGGAUGAUGUUGAUGAUUUCAAUUGGCUAGUCACAGAUCAGCAGUCACCAAACUGGGGUGUUAUUCCAGUAGAGGAGAGAGUAGAAAAUUGGGAGACCUGA
Lingula anatina is the source of this 1032-nucleotide messenger RNA. Its product is annotated as tubulin-specific chaperone C-like. Gene Ontology annotation, molecular function: tubulin binding. The record is from RefSeq and is a predicted model, not a curated record. Lineage: Eukaryota; Metazoa; Brachiopoda; Lingulata; Lingulida; Lingulidae. Gene Ontology annotation, biological process: post-chaperonin tubulin folding pathway; tubulin complex assembly. Gene Ontology annotation, cellular component: cytoplasm.